GCUGCCAGCGAACCGGACUGAACGUCACAUUCCUGCAUUCCCCUCUUUUUUUUCCUGGGACGUCGGAGUUAACACAGGAAGGCUAAUCCUCUUUCCCACGUCUCCUUGUGAGAAACACACCCAUGACACGGCGGGUUUGAUCUCAGGAGGUGAUCCCGGAUUCCCCAGGAGUCACAAUUUCACGUCGGGGUGUUGGCUGCUUGUUGGACAUGAGGAUAUGCGUGCCAUCUCGGAACACCAAUACUGAUUUCAUGUUAUUUUUAUUCUUAAAAACGAAAACACGGCCCACUGUUUGCCGUGAUGUGUUAUGAAACCCAGCUAGAGGAGGACUUUGAAUCCCAUUUCACAGACAACAGAAUCCUGUGACCCUGUGGGAAUAGCACACAGAGACCAAAGCCAAAGAACUAGCUGGACCAUUUGAAAGCAAAUGUUGAGCAAAUGGAUGCUUGUUGACAGAGCUUUUAAUGUUGGAAAGUUGAGAGGGACCAAGGACACUUUCCUUCCAGUUGCCAUGGAGAACUCUUCGGUGGCGUCUGCAUCGUCUGAGGCUGGGAGCACACGCUCACAGGAGAUCGAAGAGCUGGAGCGCUUCAUUGACAGCUAUGUGCUGGAGUAUCAGGUGCAGGGGCUGCUGGAAGACAAGGCAGAUGAAGACUUGCACUUGGACAAUGGUGGCAAGGUGCCACAGUGGACAGACGACUGCAAUGACAAGAAAGAUGGCAGCUGGACGUCUUCGAGGGGCAGAGGUUCAUCCAAGCCAGAUGAGUGGGAGCACAGCAGUAAUGGCAGUACAGGCUCUAGGCCCAGCUCAGGGUCCAGACCUGGUUCUGGCUCACGCUCUGGCAGCAGAGGUCGAAACAACCAGUUUCAAGGGCCUGCUAAGAAUGGAAACAGAGAUGGCUCCUUCGACAUCCUAGGAACAGACAUAUGGGCUGCAAACACAAUGGACUCACGCGGGUACGUACUAGGUGCAGGUUGGGACGUGCAACCAGAGAAGCUGGACUUCAGCCAUUUCCACAGGAAACACUUCAGGGGAACGCCGAAGCAUCUACCACACAUUGACAGAGAGGGGAUGAAUAAACACAUGUUUGAGGACGAUGACGGCCUGGACAUGAAUGACAUAGAGAGGUUCCUACCCCAUUUGCGCUCUGUCUUUCCACCUCUUCCUAAUGAGGCUGAGAUCGCACACACCAAAAAGCUCUUCAGACGCAGGAGGAACCAACGCCAAAGCAAUGUCACAACAGGAAUGCAGGCUCCACACCUCACUACUGACAGGAGAUGGGAACAAAUAUUCAUUGCACAUUCAAGUCUGGGUCACAUCCACAUCCAUGUAGAGACACAGCAACAGUCCCAAUCGAUCAUCAGUAGAUACAGGCGAAAGAUUGAUCAGUUCACCAGAGACCAGUUAACCAUACUUCUGCCUACUGGCCCUGAGGGAAGGCGGCAAGUCUCAGCCAGGAGACAGCAGCGGCCUCAAGGAGGAGGAGGAGGUGGCGGAGGAGGGAAGGAGCAGCCUCAGCAGAUAUUACAGCAGUCACCACAGCACCAGAGGGAUCAAACCCAGCAGUCCCCAAACCAACAGCAGCAGAAUCUAACAGAACUGGGAGAUAACAGAAACAAUAGUGUCGGACGGCCUCCGCGCCAGUACCAGCGCCAGGGGGGACCCCCACACCAUGGAUACAGCCAGAACCGGCGCUGGCACCACAAUCAGAAGGGUCAGGGGCAUGGACAGACAAACACCACAGGUGAUAAAGGAGGCCCACCAAGAACAACCAAAGACAGAGAGACUGAGAAUGUAAAACCCGAUGACGUGCAGAUCCGACCGCCUCAAGACUACAGCACAAAGAAUCUCAAUGAAUCACCCAAAUCUGCCUCAACGCCCAUUACAAAUGUUUUCCACGAUCCGACAGCUAAUAACAGUGAAAAGGCAAGCGAGAGCUGGUCGGAGAAGCCCAAAGUCAGCUUGCUGCAGUCGUCUAAGGAGAGGCUAAGGAGGAGACUAAAGGACAAGGAGGAGGCGUGCGUGGCGGCGUCGGGCUCCGGCUCACAGAGCAUGGACCGCCUGGUGGAGCUCCUGAACAGCAUGAGGAGCAACAGCAGCGGCGUGGAGCAGCAGCUGGCCUCCUUCAUGGAAGAAGCACAGUGCUCGGCGCGGUCCGAGGAGAGCCUCGCUCAGGUGGUCAGCACAAUCUACUCGACGGCCGUGUCGGACAGGAGCUUCGCCGCCACGGCCGCCAAGCUGUGCGACAAGAUGGCGCUGUUCAUGGUGGAGGGGACCAAGUUCAGAUCACUGCUCCUCAACAUGCUACAGAGGGAUUUCUCCCAUCGUGAGGAGCUCCAGCAGUCAGAUGUGGAGAGAUGGUUGGGCUUCAUCACCUUUUUGUGUGAGGUGUUUGGAACCAUGAGGAGCAGCUCUGGGGAGCCAUUCAGGGUGCUAGUGUGCCCUAUCUACACCUGCCUACGAGAGCUGCUGGAAUCCACAGAUGUUAAAGAAGAUGCUGUGCUCUGCUGCUCCAUGGAGUUGCAGAGCACCGGGCAUCUCCUGGAGGAGCAGCUCCCCGAAAUGAUGACAGAGCUACUAGCAGCUGUCAGGGACAAGAUGCUGUGUCCCGCCGAAUCCCAGCUCACCCGCUCUCUCCUCAUGGAGGUCAUUGAGCUGCAUGCACACCGCUGGAGCCCACUGGAGGCUCUCACCACCCAGUACUACAACCGUACCAUCCAGAAGCUCACCACCACUGCCUAGGUGCCAGCCUCCCCAGGGAGGAGAGGAGACGAGCAUCGCUCUGCUCGUUUAGUGUUACCAUUAACCAGAAAUGUUUUAAUCAUGCCACCAGCCUGACAAAAUGAGAUAAUGCUUUAACAUUGAAGAUAGGCAGGCUGACGUCCAGCCCCCACACAUAGAGGCAACAUGGAAGGGCCCCUAUGACAAAACCCAGACAAAACACCAGUGACUGCGUUGCCAGUAGGGGCGUGCUUGGCUGCAUAGGGUCUGGAAGCCUGUCUGGUUUUGGACACUGAGUUAUAAAUGAGGAGACAGGAGAGGAGGGGGGGGGUGGGGGUCACGCGAGAGAGAGGAGAAGAGGGCAGCAGCCAGUCAGUGGGGAAUAGAGAGAUCCGUACCCAAUAAUGAAUGUAGGAGGGAGGGUGGUGGCCGGCGUAGUCCGUGUGAGUCUCUUCAUUGUGUUCAUUUGCCCACCACCCUCCCAUCUUUCUGUGUCUUGCUCCAUCCCCCUCCUCUGUCUCUCCGUCAGCCCCUGGGGUCUGUGUGGCUGAUAAAAGACAGGAGUAGACACGAUGCUGUCUGUCUGCGCCGUCUGCCCCGUCGGGCCAGAGGACCAGGUCAAAGGGCCUCGCUGCG
Messenger RNA from Betta splendens (Siamese fighting fish), 3358 nucleotides. RefSeq names its product CBP80/20-dependent translation initiation factor (gene ctif). Lineage: Eukaryota; Metazoa; Chordata; Actinopteri; Anabantiformes; Osphronemidae. Gene Ontology annotation, molecular function: RNA binding; protein binding; translation activator activity. Gene Ontology annotation, biological process: regulation of translational initiation. Gene Ontology annotation, cellular component: cytosol. The coding region runs from base 428 to 2743 and encodes 771 amino acids. The record is from RefSeq and is a predicted model, not a curated record. The transcript has 19 exons.